AUGAGUGAUACUCCCCCCAUCCUUGAUACCCCCGACUGCCAGAAUGAGUCCCAGCAGCUGAGCGAGGCGCUCGAGGAGUGCAUCCGCAGCUUCACACAGGAGCACCAGAAGCUCAAGAGCCCCAAGGCCACCUACCUGGCCAAGUGCCUCGAGCUCGAGGCCCUGUCCAGCACAAGCGACUCCAGCCUGCCCACCUCGCCGCUGGAGCUGCGCAUGUUCCGCACCAACGCCAUGGAGCACGGUCGCAUCCUGGGCAAGAUGCGGGAGAAUAUGGCCAAGGAUCAGGAGGUCUUCGAGAAUGCCCACACCCAGGCAAUCGGCCGUCUCGUCGACCAGCUGUUCUUCCUCUUGGGUCCGUUGCUCACCGAGAGGGCCAAGCGAGAGCAGGGGCCGUCUGUCCAAUGCCCUCCCAGUCCAUCACCACAGCCUGAGAUCACCCUUGGCCAGGCGAUUGAAGAGGACUCUGGGGAUGACAGAUUGCCCUUGUCCGACAGUGAACACGAACAAGUCGUCAGCCCAAGAAAGAAGCAACCGAAAAAGACAAAGACACGGAGAAGUGCCCCUCGCUCUCGCAACAUCGAGUUUGAAGACGUCUACCAGGAUGGCGAACCGGAUGAACGACGACUCAUCGUGCGGUACCCGGAGAACCACGGCCACUUCUACGUCCUCCACUGCGAUCGCCACGACCUUCAUUUCGAUACACUUUCCAGCGGAGCCUCGCAUCUCAGCAUUGCCGAUCACGGAGGCAAGAGGCCAAACUUCCGUGCUGUGAUCCAGCAGCUCGGGGUCCUCGUCUUAGGAUGCAGCGCGAGCCUAGCGAAGACGAACAAUGCUCCUCCCGGCCCCAAGCCCCCCCAUGGCGUCAAGAGAAAGCCGUCUUUUGUGCAGGAACAGAACCGUAAGCGAUCUCGAGCUUCUAGUGACAGCUCCCAGCGCCGCCGGUCAAAUGCCUCCGAGGUUGCGAGGAACGCAGAGGAAGAACCUACACGCCGUGAGAGCCAGACUGCCACCGCAAGGGCGUCCAGUGAUCGGGAGUAUAGCUGCGAGGUCACCCCGCCCCCCGACAAGGUCUACGAGUCCAUCCUCGACCCUGUCCCAGGAGACAUAUACUUCUGUCUGGUCAGUGAGACAAGGAGCUACGUGCCCGUUCUCCUCCUCCCCAUGGAGAACCUCGAGGAUGUGGGCAUCCAGGGAACACUCACCUCCCUCGGAUUGAUGGACGACCUGCCCAACGCGUUUGUUCGCAACCCCGAGACUGGCAAGCUGGACUGGGCGGAGGGAUACGACGAGAAGGGGAAGCUGGCGGCCAAGCGUGCAUUCCCCGCCAUCUACCUGACCAGCAAGAGAUUCCCGGCUGGCUGCCCCGUCGCCUGGGUGGCAGCGAUGAACUUGAGGCAGUGGGAUCUGAGCAGCAACAGUGUCCCACUCAAUUUGAACGAGCACUGCGAGGUUCUGAGGGACAUCAUGCGUCAGCGAGAAAAGGCGAUGCUCCCCCACCGGCGUUCAAGCCCUGCCGAAGGCGUAGAGGAUGCGGGAGAGCCGAUCGUCACAGACGAGGCAGCUGGAGAGGCGACGCGAGCCGAUACUCCUCCAGCUCCAAACGAAUCACUCGACGCAGGGGCAUCAAGAGGCGCUUCUGUCGCCCUUAGGGAAAUCUUUGGCAUUGGAGAGGUCAUUUCUCGUCCCACACCUCGUAGGGACAUAGAGAUCAUCGAAAUCCUUUCCUCUUCAGAAAGUGAGGAUGAAGCUGAGGAGAUCACGAACCCCGACCCCCCCUCAAUCUCCCAGCAGAGUCCCGAUGAUGCUAUGGUGGCGGUGGAACCUUCAGAUGUUUCUCGUGAAGAUGCUGAUGCGAAAGGUGCUGUCGAGUCUGUCGUCGACAAGAAUGUUGAAAAGCCGGUGGACCUUGCUGUCGCCACCAACGAGGUUCCUAAUGAGGAUGGGCUAAUAUUCACCACGCCGCCUUCAUUCGUCGUUGAUGAAGAUAUUGAUGCUUCCAUGGAUGCCACUCUUUAUAUGGAUGAGCUCUCUAUGCCCGAUGCCCCAUCUCCGCCGCCCAUCUCUGAUACAAAUAUUGAGGACGCUAUAACAACUGCAGCCUCUUCAGCUAUCGCCAUCAAGGAUGAUAUCGAGCCCUCGCAGGUUGCUUCUCCUCAGAAGGCCUCCCAUACGGUCGAUGACGUGACAAAGGCCACAUCACCCCCAGCUAUCACGCCGAGAGAUGGUAGUGACGCGGAGAAGAUGCGCCCUUCCGUUUUCCACGAAAGUGCCGAUGCCGUGGUGGAGAGUACAACCCCUCCUAAUACUCAUCGAGAUGUUGAUGGCAUCAUGGAGACUGCUUACACUUCAGUUUCUCACGAAGACUUUGAUGAACCAAUGGAGGAUGCAAGCCCCCUCGUCCUCCCGGAUGGAGACGAUGAUAUGAUGGACACGCCACCGCCUUCUGCAGUCUCUCAAGAGGAUAAAGUGGGAGUCGCACCCCCUUCCAGCCAUACUGCUGAAGAUAUCGACAGCCUGAUCCGGAGCUCAACUGCCAACGCCACGUCCAGUGAGGAUUUGAGUGCCUUGAAUAAGGCACUUUCUCCUCCAGUAUCGGACUACCUACCACAAGAGCAGGUAUAUAAUUUCUUGCCAGCUGGCGAAGAACCAUCCCAGUCAGCAUCAUGUUCAGACUCGCCAGGCAAACCAAGUCACUCAAAAACUGCUUCGACUCCAAGUGAAGAGGCAACGAACACCGACCGGUCAUCAUCGCUCUUCAGCAAGAGCUACUUUGCCGCACCUCAGACUGGAUCCCCUUCAUUUUCUCAUGAUGAAAGAGUUGCAGGAGUUGAUCUUCGGGAUUUCGCCUUUGUUGAGAAGAGGAAGUAUGUCUCCCCAUACAAAACUUACGAGAAACCUGCCGAGGGAACACAUAGACCAGUCUCUGCAGUCUGUCCAAGCACCAAGACGGAGGAAGGACAGAAGACUUUGGCAUCUCCCCUGGCCACGGUAACCAGUAUUGCUGAGAGCGCAUUGGACAACCGUGGGCCAGAAGAAUUGAACGUGAGCGGCCUCAGGCUCGACUCGGCCCGCAAUGACAUGGUCAUAACGCAAUCCGAGGAUGUCGAUCAGGUAUCAUCAAAGGUAUCAGGGGAGAUCAAAGGGCAGCCCAACACUUCGGCGGUGCGUUCUCGCCUGCCGUCGGCCACCGCUGCAGAAUUUGAUAAGCCCUUCUCAUCAUCAAAGAAAUCGCCUCCAGUCCCGCAUAUCAAGCCUGAGGCGACCAAGAUCAGUCGUCACUCGAACAUCAAGUCAGCCUCCACAACAAAAGAGCAAGAAACUCGAGCUCCUUCUCCUCAAGCCACGGCGGCUCGAACCAAAUCACCCGGUUCACAUGUGACACCAUCUAUUGCGGAGCUCCUGACGAGGGAUCUCGAUGCCCCUUCCACUCAGCAUCAUAGCCCUCGGCAAGCCCUAGAUAGCUCUAUUCCCACUGGUCUUGCUAAGAUUUUAUCGAGAGAUGCCUCGCCAGAACCCGAGAAGAUGAAUGCAUCAAGGGCUGUAUGCUCUCCACCCUCAAAGCACGGUUUUGCCAAUAUACUCAACCAUUCUCCCAUCGACAACAACAUGGAUAAUCAAAAAGCAUUCCUUGACAAUACCUUGGCACCUCAAAAUACCUGCAAACCAUCUUUGCGCCAAUUGGCGGCCCAAGCGACAGAAGCCAACGGCCGUCAGAGUGACCGCGAACACACAGCCACCCGUUACCCUCCAGCAGGUGAUUCUGGAGGUACGACGUAUACCCAGCGCCCUGUUAUGGCUUCUUCACACAACCGUGAAUCCAGUCGAAGCUCGGUGAAUUCGCAGCCACACAGUUCCGGCUGGCAACCCACGACACUCGUCGCUUCACCAGGCAAAGUUCAAUGUUCCCCCAGAUUGCUCCAGGAAGAAGCCAGACAAGCGCUGGAGAAGAUUCAGAGUUCCACCGCACAUCAACAAAGUAGCUCACUUGACCAGCACAAGCAGAGGCAUGUCGCCUUCCAGCAAGGACUUCCUUCGCCCACACCCCAAACGACGGGCUUGAAACCGCAGUAUGCCAACUACCAUGAUCCACCUACUGCACAGUCUGGCAAUGGAACAAGGAUGGAAAGGAGAGAGGCGUACGAUUUCAGGGCUCCAUUAUCCCCAACCGACUCCCAACACCAGUUCCCGUCGUGUCCAACGUUUGGGUUCACAUCGCCAAAGCCACAACCACGGGAGCCACACGCAUUCUCCAGCGGUCCCGAGCAUGGGAACCAACAACCUGUUGCAGAGGGACGAGAACUCCCACCACUGCGAAACUCUCCUACCAUCCAUCAUCGCAACUCUUUCACGCCGCACAACCACCGCGCCCAACAAAGAGCCGCUCCGCAAGGCCCUACUCCAGAGGCCGGAGCCCGCAUGGGCCCUACACCACCCUCGGCCGACCUCGGUCAGGGAGCAGGGGCUCAUGAUCUGAAGUGGACUGCCGUCUCGCAGGCCGCGAGCUCGGCUCCUUGGCUCGUGACGCCCCCCGGCGGCGUGCACGAGCAGGUUCAGGGACCCAAGCGCUCGGGGGCCAACGACUACAAGAUUAAUAUUCAGUCCAUGAGAUCGGCUCUAAAUACUUACAUAUGCGACUACUGCCCUUCGAGGAGCAAGAAGCACUACCAGACGGCUGGCUGGAUGAAGAAGCACCUCGAGCAAGUCCACGGCGUGGCCGCCCGGUCCAUGAUCUAA
Clonostachys solani is the source of this 4734-nucleotide messenger RNA. NCBI's taxonomy places the organism in Eukaryota, Fungi, Ascomycota, Sordariomycetes, Hypocreales, Bionectriaceae. The record is from the annotation of a GenBank genome assembly.